Molecule: messenger RNA, 1573 nt
Organism: Pocillopora damicornis (cauliflower coral)
Lineage: Eukaryota; Metazoa; Cnidaria; Anthozoa; Scleractinia; Pocilloporidae
Product: sin3 histone deacetylase corepressor complex component SDS3
Source: RefSeq, a predicted model, not a curated record
CAACAAUUUUCACUCGCGCUCUGGCUUGGAGUGAAUCUUCACCCACGGGUUUCUUCCCUUUUUUCCUAUAUUAGUCCCUGUCUCCUGGUGGAUUCUCCGGCAUAGAUCAAAUUGAAUGAAAUUUGCCUUGGUCUGAAAAUAGGAAAGUCUAUCUGGCUUUGCUCUCAGACAGCGAGAUGCCCAAGUUGAAAGGAGUCGAAGGCACAAAAUCCCACAAGAAAAUGCGAAGAAAAAGGUCCACUGCGAGUACUGUCAAAGGAAAAAGAAAACUUGGAGGCAAGGGUAAAAAGCAGUCUGGAAGGAGCGUGAGCCCUCGGAGCGAUUCAUCAGAGGACAGCGUAUUUAGCAAUCAAGCCUGCGCACCACGGACUUCGGGAAGGAUCAAAAAAAUGGCGGCAGUGUUCAAUCGAGAGGCGAGCUUUGAUGACAAUCGUUCUGAUGUUUAUGAUGACGAUGAAGAUAGGGGAUUUUUCCACAUGAACGAAUCAGAUGAAGAUACAGAAGAUGCAAGUGAAACUGAUAUGGCAAAGCUUGAAGAGGAGUUUACAGAAAUGAAAGAACAAAUGUACCAAGAAAAGUUACAGGAUUUUAAACAACAGCUACAGAAUUUGAACAGUGGUAAACACUCUGACUACACUAAGAGGCUGAAUAAACUUGAUUUAGUUAGAACAGAGAGACUUCUCAUUGCAGACAUCUGUAGGAAGUAUGAGAUUGAGCUUGUUGAGAAGGAAUAUGUCCGUGAACAGAAAGCAGCACAAGAGGAGUAUGAGCAAAAGAAAGUUGAACUCAAAGAGACACUCCUAAAUGAACUACAAGAGAAGAAAAAGGUGAUAGAGACAGAGAGGUCAUCCAUGGAGCUCACCGGAGAUUCAGUGGAAGUGAAACCUGCUGUUACACGAAAACUGAGAAGAAGACCAAAUGACCCAUUACCCGCUCCUGAAAAAAGAAGAAAGACUUCUCCCCAGAUAAACUACAUGCUUGAUGAAGAAGAUAUCAUGGAAGACUUAAAAGCCCUCAACAAGUUGGUCUCUCUUCCAGGAGAGGUGUCAUCAUCACAAGGCCAGUCGCAGAAUAAAACAGGAUCAAGCCGUCUUAAAACAUCCUCAGGAAACGGCUCACAUUCAGAAAUCUCAUACCCAGUUGAGGUCCGCUCCGAGGAUGGAAGGCUCUUAUAUGACAAAAAAUGGUUCCAUAAAGGGUGUGGUAUUGUUGUAGAAACAAGAGAGAAUGGAAGAUAUAGUGGAUCCCUUCAUUCUAUUGGCCAGUCAGAGAUAUGGAUCAAGAAAACUGAUAACACAAAAGUGCGAAUUUACAUUUCCUCACUGAUGAAAGGGAAAUUCCAUCUCAAGAAGAAAAAUUCCAGCAGCAGCAAUAAUAGCAUGAAUUCUGGUCCUUCAGUGAAUCACUCCAGUACAUAACACUCAUUCUGAGGACAUUUAGGUUCAUUUAUAGCAACAAUUACUUUUAAUAAUUGAUGCCCCAGUCCAUAACUCUUAACUGGUAAUGUUUUCUUUGUUAAUAAAGUGACACCAGAUAAACUUUCCAUGCAUAUGGAGCAGCACUAAGAAAGAUU